Molecule: messenger RNA, 761 nt
Organism: Sitodiplosis mosellana (orange wheat blossom midge)
Lineage: Eukaryota; Metazoa; Arthropoda; Insecta; Diptera; Cecidomyiidae
Exons: 2
Coding region: 137-604 (155 amino acids)
Source: RefSeq, a predicted model, not a curated record
UCAAAGCUAAGAAUUCAAAGGAACGAAUUCAAAAGUCUUAAUCGAAAUUCAGGAAAAAGACGUGAAAAUUAAUUUCGAAAAUUUACAACUCUUAAAUUCGAGCGUUCAGUUGGAAUUUGAUUUCGUCGUCUUCAGAAUGAAUCUAACAUUGUUCGGUGCGAUUGCUUUGUUUGCGUUUGUGUCUGAUACAAGUGCCCAAUUGGGUCCGGCGCCAGCUGAAAUAACGAAUUUAUUUGCACCACCAGCCGCUGCCUCUGGUUGGUUAAUCGGGCAAGAAUCAUCGAAAAAUGCCGUCAACGUUGCGGUGAAUAACGCAAUUUCAAAAGUGAAUGUAACCGAAUUGCCGCCAGAGCUUCAGCAAGAAUUGCAACAGGCAUUAGUUGACGCUGAAUUCGGCUUAGCAUCGUGCGAUGAUUUGCUGUUGUCGCCAUGGAGUAUAUGGCGCUACAAAAUUUGCAAAUUCCAAGAGUUGGCCAAGUUAAAAUUGAAAAUUCAAGAAAUCAAAUUGAAGGCACAAGCAUAUGUCACAUCGACAACAACACCGGCCACCACGUCGACAUUUCAGACUACUGCAACCGCUCAGUCAAGUUCUGUCGCAGCUUAGCCGCUUCAUCACCGAAUUAUUCGAGCAAACACAACGCAAUGUAUUCAUGAUGUUCAAAACGGACCAACGAAAUGUUACCCUCAUAUUUAAGCUACAAUAAUUCAUUCAUGUUCAUGCAUAGAAUAAAAGAAGAAAUAAACGAAUGAUGCAAUAUAAU